Molecule: messenger RNA, 1485 nt
Organism: Chenopodium quinoa (quinoa)
Lineage: Eukaryota; Viridiplantae; Streptophyta; Magnoliopsida; Caryophyllales; Amaranthaceae
Product: estradiol 17-beta-dehydrogenase 8-like
Exons: 7
Coding region: 122-649 (175 amino acids)
Biological process (GO): transcription by RNA polymerase III
Cellular component (GO): transcription factor TFIIIC complex
Molecular function (GO): oxidoreductase activity
Source: RefSeq, a predicted model, not a curated record
AACAACAAAUUCGAAUCAAUUUCGAACCAAAAAUCAGAAAUUCGAGCUCUAGAAAUGAAGUAUUGGGGUGGAAGAAGAAAAAGAGGUGUUUGUUUGGCUUCUUCAUCUCAGAAUUCAAGUAAUGAUGUUGCACGAAAAAGGUACUGUGAGAACUUCAUUAGAGUUAUCUGAGGAGGAAUGGAAUAAUAACUUCAAAACUAAUUUGACUAGGGCAUGGUUGGUUUCAAAAGCUGUAUGCAUACGCAUGCGUGAUGCUAAGAUAGAAGGAUCAGUCAUCAAUAUAUCUUCAAUUGCUAGUCUGAACAAAGGCCAGCUACUUGGAUCCUCAGCCUAUUCUGCAUCAAAGGCAGGCCUGAAUACACUGACUAAGAUGAUGGCCCUGGAACUCGGCAUGUAUAAGAUUCGAGUUAAUUCCAUAUCUCCUAGACUAUUCAGGUCUGAGAUCACCGAGAAUCUGAUGGAAAAGGACUGGCUUAACAAGGUUGCUGUGAAUACUGUACCUCUACGAACAUUUGGAACAUCUGAUCCAGACUUAACAUCUCUUGUCCGAUACUUGCUCUUCGACUCCUCAGAAUAUGUAACAUGCAACUUUUUCAUCGUCGAUGCUGGUGCCACUCUACCCGGUGUCCCUAUUUUCUCUUCCCUCUAGAUAUGGACCUUAUGAAGAUGGAUUGCUACAAUUUCAUCCUUUGUUUUAGAGAAGCUAACACGGCAGGAACCUCAUGGAAGCGCAAAACAUGGCAUCAGCAUUCAGCACACCUCCUUAAUUAACCUUGUUGGUGUGGUUUGAUUGAUGUUAACUUUGCCUAAUUUCCUCUAUUAUCGGAAAGGCUGUUUUAGGUUAAUCUUUUCCUAUCUGGUUUGCUAUGGUCUGUCUUAUAACUUGAAACUAUCUUAUAAUAUUUCUUACUAUUGUUCAUCUGGCUUUAGGUUAGAGAAUCGUCUCUCAAAGCAUAAUAAGUUUCUGCAUCAUAUGCGAGUUGAACAUAAGGAUCUAGUGUCACCCAUGAUCAUUUCUGGAAAUCAGUUUACAAUGAUCAGUCAACACCAAGUAGCUACAAGGGAAUACUUGGAAGCACAUAAACAAAUGCCAAAUUCCCCACUGACCAAUCUCUAUGUCGGGACUGCCUUAAUCAAUUUAGCCCUUAGACAUAGACUUCAAAACAAGCAUCAGUGUGUUGCACAAGGCUUAGCUUUCCUUUACAACAAUCUGCGACUUUGUGAAAAUAGCCAGGAAGCCUUGUAUAAUAUAGCUCGUGCAUUCCACCACGCAGGACUUCUCACAUUUCAGGAAGUCUUUUUGGGCUGCUGUUUUUUGUUUUGUUCUCCGUAGUUUUGGCUUUGUGUUAGGUGUUGUCCCGGUCCCUGUUUUAAGUGUAAUGCAAGAAAGGUCGAUCAGAGAUAAGUCUGGAUUAUUUAUUUUUUUUGGACGAAAAUUGUAAUAUUACAGGCUUUAUAGCCUUUUUUAAUGAAAAUAUGUAAGUU